CAAAGCCUGAUCAGAAAGGCUAAUAUUGUGGCCCCCCCCCAUACGCUGACACCUUCUCCACUUGGUGUGAGCAGAGUUGAGUUGCAGUAAGUUAUUUUGAGGGUCUUGCCUGUCACAGCUGUUGUCUCAGUCACCAGAGUCCUGUUGGACCCUCUUCACUUUUCUCUUUCUACCCGCUGGACCUGGUAAGUGGCUUUCCCAAACUCUUUUACACACUGUUCAGGUACAGAAAUUACACUUGUCUUUGAGCUAUGUCUAUCUGCCCUGUUUAGUUCUGAUGGUUUGUAAAACGCUGCUUCAUGAUGUGUGGUGACAAAGUUUAUGAGUUGUUUUUGGCUUUACUGUCGGGUCAUAGUGACAAAUAUGUUGUGCUAGUGUGACAUGUGUAACUUACACAGUGUAAGCUAACUAUUCUGUAUCAUUGUGAUGAAUUGAGUUGGUGGUGAAGUUUUCUGCUGUGUUGGUUUGGUCUGAAGUCACUGAAUUAUUCAAACACUUGUGACAAGUGUUUUUUUAUUUGUGUUAUUUAUUCAACAUUAUCAGAGGAGGUAAUGAUCUAUUCGAAAUCAUCAACUGAAACACAUUGUUUAAAAAAUAUAUAUGUCAUCUCAUCAGGUGUAUUAUCAGCUAACACAGAAUGAAUGUAGACAUUUAGAACAAUGUCAACUGUGUUUUUCCCACUUCUAUAUUAAAAGUGCCGUCAUUGACAUCAACAGGUACGUGGCUGGAAUAACAAAUAGCUUGACCAUAUUUAGAGGCUCCUAAAAUAGAGUGAGGCCUCAGAACAGGUGCCAUGUGCCUUCCUGCUGGAAGCAGGGAGGGUGGGAGGGGGAAUGUGGCUGCAGGGGGGGACUAGGGCUAAUUUGAUCCUGAUAAGCAGGGAGCAGUCAUGUAGCAAUAGAGCUGGGGGAUAAACAACCUCUGGAUGCUUUAAAUUCAUUCCAUAUUAAAUCAAAUGGAGCCUGCUGGGCCUGAGGUCUAUUUGUGACAGGGCAUAUUUAAAUCCUCACAGUGGUAUUGUUUCCUUACUCCUGACAGGCUACUGGGUUUUGUGCUAUUUUUCACCACCCACAGUGAUUUGUACCACAUGCAUCAGACUGAAAGUUACUUUGCUGGGAAGUAAUACUAUACCUAUUCCGACUAAGAGAAGCUUAAACGUCAGAUGAAAUAUAAAAAUUGUAAAUAUUUGAGAUUUAUUUCAGAAAUUGUUCAUCUUUUAGUCUAACAAAGUGAUAUUGCAGUUUGGAGAUUUUGUUUUAGAUUUAGGCAGGUGGUAGACAAUAGUGGUGCGCGGGUUAGCUUUUUGUUCACCCGCACCCGCCCGCAAUUGCUAAUAACCCAUUUGAAACCGCUCGACUAUAUGUGUUAAAGUGAAAUCUGAGGCCCACACCCAUGCCUAACCUGCAAAUACAGACAAUGCGCUAUAGGCUACAGUCAAAGACUGCAGAACGAUUGUUUGACAGGGGUGAAGGAUUUUUUGUUGUUGCCUGAUUUAGAUUUGUUUCUGCUUAUAAUUUCCGACAUUUUGAUAGGCUAUUUGUUAGUCAACUUGUCUAUAAUUAGAUACAUGUAGCUUUUCUUUUGUCAUUAUAUGUUAACCUACAAGACUAAAUAAACCCUUCCUUAACAGAAUAAUGUUAAUAGAUCGAUAUAAUUAAUUAUUCAAUCUAGUUGACAUCAGUAAAGUUCUCUCUAUCAUCUUUCGCGGAGCAAAGACGUUUAGGGGGAGAAAAUACAAUAACGCAACCCAAAAAAACUGGAAAGAUUUUCUGUGCAAAAUGUCCAAAUUACAUCAGUUUGACCGGUUGCAAACUAAAAGAAAGCUGUGAAUAGCUUUUAUUAUGUUUUUAUAAUAAAGACAGCACCUCUACAGAUGGUAUCUAACUGAGCAUUGCAUUCUCUCAAGAUGCAGAAAUAAAUAAAUCAUAUUUCUCCACUCCCGUUCCCAUGUCCAAACUUUGCCUACAUUUAAUGUAUCAUUUUACUGCAAGAAAUGCUUAAUUAUGCAAUAGUUAUUACGUUUCUAAACCAAUACCAAACCAUCUUCGGUAUAGUGUCGCCAUAAUAUUUGAAUUGAGGAAGUGUGAUCAUUGAGGAAGUGUGAUCAUAAUCAUUAGGAUAUUUUAGCGAUCCGCAGUAGAAGACGUCCAAAAUGCCCCCCAGCCUUAAAAUGUGAGCUAAACAGCUAACUUGCACUUGAUAUGCGAUUUUAGGCUAUGAUUGAGAAAGUGAACUUGUUCCAAACGUUUAGCUCUGUUGUAUGCUGCUUUGCGAUCUAUUAACAGCAAGGGUUGCAUUAAAUAGGUGCAAUAUUUGUAUGACGCAUUUGGCGAUGUUCAAUUUAUUCGCACAAAACGUAUAAACAAAAGCAAUUACUGUUUAAGUUUAUGAAUGUAAACCCUUCAUAUAUUGGCUAUGCAGCACUUCGUUCAAUUUAUCGAAUCAGUUCAUGUUUUCUCGCUCAAACCGCGAGCAAUAAGCUACCUGUCAAACUCAGACAUUUUUCUCAAAACACAGGGAUGUCGAUUCGCACGGGACUAGUACCAUCAGAGGACUUCGGAGUUUGCCAAAAAAAACUGGAUUUUAGUUUGCAUUUAACCCAUCUAAACAGUAGGCUACAGUUCCCUUGACAUGCCAUAGGCCUAUUUGAAGUCCCGUCUUGUGACUGUCGAAUUUGUAUAGCGCCUCACAAUCAUCACAUAUAACAUAGCUGGCACUGCUAUCAUCAUCUUUUACCAUUUCACCAAAUAUUUUCCAAACAGAACUUUUCUGGCCCUCCCUUCUCAAUAUUUUCAACUCUCCUUUCUCAGCUUUUGUCUUAUUGAAUUAAACUUGGACAAUGUCCUUUUGGCCUCCGUGGAUUGACGUUAACUUUUUCAGCCCAUUCCCAAAAGCAUUAUUUGGAGAUUAGCUUUGUAGGCUAUUACAGUUAAGCCCUGAAGUUUAGGCUUAUAUAGUGAAAUAAAAACUUCAAUGUAGCCUAUAUAAAUUGCACAAUAACCAUACAUUUAUGAAUUUCUUUAAAGGUAUUGUUUCUCUUUAUUCAACCCCCUGCAAAAUAUUGAAUGACCCUAAACCCAUUCCCCUGCCAGAGUCAACACUUGCAUCACUAUUACACAGGUACCUUUUUAGUAUAGUUAGUAUAAUUAGUAUAGUUGUCAGUUUGUUUGUUUGUUCGUUUUAUAAUGUGUCUCUGUAUCUGCCACAUGGGUACUAGUACACUACGUGACCAAAAGUAUGUGGACACCUGAUCGUCAAACAUCUCAUUCCAAACUCAUGGGCAUUAAUAUGGAGUUGAUCCCCCCCUUCACUGCUGUAACAGCCUCCACUCUUCUGGGAAGGCUUUCCACUAGAUGUUGGCCCAUUGCGGCGGGGACUUGCGUCCAUUCAGCGAUAAGAGCAUUAGUGAGGUCGGGCACUGAUGUUGGGCGAUUAGGGCUGGCUUGCAGUCGGCGUUCCAAUUUAUACCAAAGCUGUUCGAAGGGGUUGAGGUCAGGGCACAGUGCAGGCCAGUCAAGUUCUUCCAGAACGCUACCGGGGAAGCUCUAUCAGGGCAGAAAUUUGAUGAACUGACUUGUUGGAAAGGUGGCAUCCUAUGACAGUGCCACGUUGAAAGUCACUGAGCUCUUCAGUAAGGCCAUUCUACUGCCAAUGUUUGUCUAUGGAGAUUGCAUGGCGGUGUGCUCGAUUUUAUACACCUGUCAGCAACGGGUGUGGCUGAAAUAGCUGAAACCACUAAUUUGAAGCGGUGUCCACAUACUUUUGUAUAUAUAGUAUAUCUAAUAUCCUACAUCUCCGUCCACUCUCAGCCACAUCUGUGAGAAUGGAGAUCAACGUCCAGUCUGCUGCAGAGGUCAUCCCAGCCCAGACCAGUGUGACCCCACCACCGUCCCCAGUCACCACAGAGACCCAGGUCCCUCCACCCCAGGAGGCCCAGCACAUGGACCCCAUGGAGGAGUUUGGUCAUCGGCUGGAGGAGAUCAUCAACACCUAUGGUUCCGCAGCCAGUCUGAUAGAGAAACAGUGCAUCAUCCUGGAAACGGAGAAGGUGGAUGAGGAGGCAAGCGGAGAGCAAGAUGAAGUCACAACCGCCAAGGACGCCAGCACAGGCAAGGAUACGAAAAAGUUGCUGAAAGGUAGGUGGAUAUAGGGUGGUCAAUGUUUUGUUUUCCUCAUGCAUUAUUUGGAUUGUGCAGCUUUGCUUUUAAAGACAACAUCAACACUUUGAUUUAUAUGGAAAACAUAGUACCACUUAACCUUACAUUCAGCCGCAGAAUGGUUUUGUUUUUCGACACAGCUGUGCUAUAAUCUGUUGUUGUUCGACAGCAGUUUCUGUGAGGGCAAAGACAGGGCAGUGUGCUAAUGAGAUAGCCCAGAGGAGAUAUUCUAGUCACCACUCAAUCAAUAGACAGAACAUGUACACUACUGGUCAAAAGUUUUAGAACACCUACUCAUUCAAGGGUUUGUCUUUAUUUUCUAAAACAAUUUUCUACAUUGUAGAAUAAUAGUGAAGACCUCAAAACUAUGAAAUAACACAUAUGGAAUCAUGUAGUAACCAAAAAAGUGUUAACAAAUCAAAAUAUAUUUUAUAUUUGAAAUUCUUCAAAUAGCCACCCUUUGCUUUGAUUACAGCUUUGCACAUUCUUGGCAUUCUCUCAACCAGCUUCAUGAGGUAAUCACCUGGAAUGCAUUUCAACUAACAGGAGUGCCUUGUUAAAAGUGAAUAUGUGGAAUUUAUUUCCUUCUUAAUGCAUUUGAGUCAGUUGUGUUGUGACAAGGUAGGGGGUACACAGAAGAUAGCCCUAUUUGGUAAAAGACCAAGUCCAUAUUAUGGCAAGAACAGCUCAAAUAAGAAAAGAGAGUGAUGGAGUGCUGCAUCAGAUGACCUGGCCUCCACAAUCCCCCGACCUCAACCAAAUUGAGAUGGUUUGGAAUGAGUCGGCCCACAGAGUGAAGGAAAAGCAGCCAACAAGUGCUAAGCAUAUGUGAGAACUCCUUCAAGACUGUUGGAAAAGCAUUCCAGGUGAAGCUGGUUGAGAGAAUGCCAAGAGUGUGCAAAGCUAUUUGAAGAAUCUCAAAUAUAAAAUAUAUUUUUGGUUGCUACAUUUUGAUUUUGAUGUCUUCACUAUUAUUCUACAAUGUAGAAAAUAGUUUAAAAAAUAAAGACAAACCCUUGAAUGAGUAGGCGUUCUAAAACUUUUGACCGGUAGUGUAUUAAAAUAAAUGAUUGGAUACAUACCGCUGUAUAUCACUCUUAAGAAUAGUUUUAAUUGACUUCUAUUCAAAUACAUAAGGAACAAAAAUAUAAAACGCAACGUGACAAUUUCAAAGAUUUUACUGUUACAGUUCAUAUGAGGAAAUCAGUCAACUGAAAUAAAUUCAUUUGGCCCUAAUCUAUGGAUUUCACAUGACUGGAAAUACAGAUAUGCAUCUGUUGAUUAAAAAUACCUUAAAAAUGGGCCUCAGGAACUCGUCGCGGUAUUUUGGUGCAUUCAAAUUGUCAGUCGAUAAAAUGCAAUUGUCUUCGUUGUCCGUAGCUUAUGCCUGCCCAUACCAUAACCCCAACGCCACCAUGGGGCACUAUGGUCACAAUGUUGACAUCAGUAAACCGCUCGCCCACACGAUGCCAUACACACGGACUGCGGAAGUGAGGCCUGUUGGACGUACUAACAAAUUCUCUAAAACGACGUUGGAGGCAAAAAAAAUAACAAUUAAUUAUCUGCCAACAGCUCUGGUGGACAUUCCUGCAGUCAGCAUGCCUAUUGCACACUCCCUCAAAACUUGAGACAUCUGUGGCAUUGUGUUGUGUGACAAAACUGCACAUUUUAUAGAGUGGCCUUUUAUUGUCCCCAGCCCAAAGUGCACCUGUUUUAUGAUCAUGCAGUUUACUCAGCUUCUUGAUAUGCCACACCUGUCAGGUGGAUGGAUUAUCUUGGCAAAGGAGAAAUGCUCACUAACAGGGAUGUAAACAAAUUUGUGCACAACAUUUGAAAGAAAUAGAUUUUUUGUACGUACGGAACAUUUCUGGGAUCUUUUAUUUCAGCUCAUGAAACAUGGGACCAACACACUUUACAUGCGUUUAUAGUUUUGUUCACUGUAAAUGGGGCGGCAGGUAGCCUAGCAGUUAGAGUGUUGGGCCAGUAACUGAAAGGUUGCUAGUUUGAAUCCCUGCGCUGACAAGGUGAAACAUCUGUCAAUGUGCCCUUAAGCAAGGCACUUAACCUUAAUUGCUCCAGAGUUGCUGUUAAUAAUGGCAGACCCAGGCCAUGACCCUACUCUCAGGGGGAGUUGGGAUAUGCAAAAAAUAAUUUCCUAUACACACUUGUAAAUGUUUUAAAUAGGACAAAUAUAAGCACCCACCAAAUUAUUAUUAUAUAGUCAGAGGAUGCAUUCCUUCAUCAUCAUCUUCUUUUGAAUCUAAGACUUAUAAGUGGGCAUGUUAAUUUACAAUCAUGACCUCUUAUCCACAAAGGAACAAGCAGACAUGUUAAGUGUCAUGUUAUUGUAUCUCAACAUCUGUCCAGGUUGUGCCUCAUGUUUAGAUUGUGUUUUGAGGACAGGUUGCACAAGUUAUGGGGAGAGGCCUGCUUCAGUGCAACACAAAGUGUAUUUUUUAACCAAUAGCAGAUGUUGGAGAUAGUUUUUUGCCACAACAUGAAACCAGGCCAGCAACAGAGGUUAAUACAAAUCUUGGUUACGCAUUUUCAGCCAUUUGAUUUUAUUUGCUUUUCCAAAGCCAUAGGUGUCAAGAUGCAACAGCUUUCAUGCAGGGGAAAUUGCUUCAGAAAAGUAUUUAUUUUGAAGCCAUUUAUAGAAUGAUCCCUGGUGGCCUUUUUUCAUCUUUCUUUUUCUAGUGCCUGUCCAAAUGGAAACGAACAUUACAUGAUUUCUCUCUAUCCACACAGGAAAGGAGGGCAAGCUUCUAAUGCAAAGUUUGAACAAGCUGUGCACACCAGAGGAGAAACUGGAUGCUCUGCUCAAGAAGUAUGCCGAACUGGUGAGUGUUCUCUUCUCCCCUCUAUCAGCACACCAGAGAGUAGAGUCCUUCAGCACAGCAGGAACCAGCGGCAAUAAAACAGACCAGGGAAAGUUAAAAGGAAACAAAUAAAAACACACAUGAAUCAACAGGAAAAACAGGGAGUGCCUGGUGAGAUCUUGGAAGUGGUUCAGCCUCGUACCGUGAUGACCUAAAUAUUCUGCGCCUCUGGCAGCAAAGGCGAAUCUGAACGCAAAGGCCAUAUUCCAUAAUAAGACAGCUGGCUACAACAUGGCUCUGUAAUUCCUCAACAAGACAACAUCAGGAACACUAUGCAUUAUGAAUAAUAUUACCAAAGACGUCGGCUAUCACAGUCAGCUUCAUGUUUAGUAAUUGGACAGUUCAUAUAUAUAUACAGUGCAUAGUAUCACCAGGAAAACGAAAGAGACAAACCUAAAGAGAUGUUGGGAUGAAACAAAUAUAUACCCACCCAGCCAUACCAAAUCCUCUUAGGACAUUAGUUUCUUCUUUUAGUCACCCAGUCGGUUGUUAGCCAAAAGCAGCAUAGACAGCCCAAGUCUGUACAGAGGGCAGAGGCUGAAAGGCAGUGCUAUGUAUAUGGCACAUCUGUCUGCGUGGUCCACAGCUGGAGGAGCGGCGGGGGGAGCAGAAGCAGCUGAGGUUCCUGCAGAAGAAGCAGGGCCACAUGGGGAAGGAGAGGGACCAGCUCCAGUACGAGCACAGCAGAGCCAUCAUGGCCCACAGCAAACUGGAGGGCCUCUGCAGGGAACUCCAGAGGCACAACAAGACCCUCAAGGUGGGUGAUCACUGUUCAGCUCCAUCACAGUUAGCACUACACUAAUUUACUCAACAUUGUGGGUUCAAGACCCUGAAGGUGGGUUGAUGCUCACUGCUCAGCUCAGCCUCAGUUAACACUACACUAAUCUACUCAACAUUAUGGGUUAAAGACCCUUGAGGUGGGCGUUCAAGACCAACUGGGUUUUGAACCCAGGUCAUCUACAGAGUGUGAGACCAUAUUAGCCUGCUGAGCUAAAGCCUAUAAGCAUUAGCUCUGAAAGAAAGCAUUUAUCAAGGUCUCAAACAAGACUAUGUACCACAAACCUACUCUGCUACAGCUCAACCUCAAGUCAACCCUACAUUGCUGAACAGCAGGGGUCCAGAUACCUCAGUUUAUCAUCAGUCAACUCCAUUCAAUAGCGGACGAUAUUGCCACUCCUAUUUGCCAUAACUUCAAUUUUACAUUUACAUUUUAGUCAUUUAGCAGACGCUCUUAUCCAGAGCGACUUACAGUUAGUGAGUGCAUACAUUUUCAUACUGGCCCCCCGUGGGAAGCGAACCCACAAACGCCAUGCUCUACCAAUUGAGCUACACAAGACUAAUUUAAGCCUACUAGAAAGUGUGUGCCCUCAGGCCUGGAGGGAAGCAAAAGUUAUUUCCCCUACCUAAGAAUAGUAAAGCCCCCUUAACUGGCUCAAAUAGCCGACCAAUCAUCCUGUUACCAACCCUUAGUAAACUUUUGGGAAGAAAUGGUGUUUGACCAGAUAAAAUGCUAUUUUACAGUAAACAAAAUUGACAACAGACUUUCAGCACCCUUAUAGGGAAGGACAUUCAACAAGCACAGCACUGACACAAAUAACUGAUGAUUGGCUGAGAGAAAUUUAUUAGAAAAAGAUUUUGGGGGCUGUUUUGUUAAGACUUCAGUGUGGCUUUUGACAUUAUUGAUCAUAGUCUGUUGCUGGAAAAACGUAUGUGUUAUGGCUUUACACCCCCUGUGUCAGGUGUCAGUGUGCAGUGGUAGGACGGAGUCAGGCGCAGGACACAGAACUGAGUAAUAGACAAACUUUACUCGAAAAACAACAAAUCUAAUUUCUUAGCAGGGAAAUACAUCAGCUCACAGCAGUAUAAACACCAAACAAAGAACAAUCACGCACAACCAGAGGGUUAAAUAGGGAAACAAAUUAACGUGAUGGGAACCAGGUGUGUACAAUAAAGACAAAACCAAUGGAAAACAGAAAUGUAGAUCGGUGGCAGCUAGAAAGCCGGUGACGACGGAAGUCGUGACAGUACCCCCCCCUUGACGCGAGGCUCCAGCAGCGCGCCAACACUGACCUCGGGGGAGACCCGGAGGACGAGGCGCAGGACGAUCCAGGUGGAGACGGUGAAAUUCCUGCAGUAAGGAAGGGUCCAUGAUGUCCUCCACCGGCACCCAGCAUCUCUCCUCCGGACCGUACCCCUCCCACUCCACGAGGUACUGAAGGCCCCUCGCCCGACGCCUUGAGUCCAUGAUGGCUUGCACAGUAUACGCCGGGGCCCCCUCGAUGUCCAGCGGGGGCGGAGGAACCUCCCGUACCUCAGACUGCUGGAGCGGACCAGCCACCACCAGCCUGAGGAGAGACACAUGGAACGAGGGGUUAUAUGGUAAUCAGGGGGGAGCUGUAACCUAUAACAAACCUUGUUCAGUCUCCUCAGGACUUUAAAUGGCCCCACAAACCGCGGACCCAGCUUCCGGCAGGGCAGGCGAAGGGGCAGGUUUCGGGUCGAGAGCCAGACCCGGUCCCCCAGUGCAUACACCGGGGCCUCACUGCGGUGGCGGUCGGCGCUCGCCUUCUGUCGCCUGAUGGCCCGUUGCAGGCGCACAUGGGCAGCGUCCCAGGUCUCCUUCGAGCGCCGAAACCAUUCCUCGAUCUGGCUCUGAUGCCACGGUGCCAGGACCGGCUGAUACCUUAGUACACACUGAAAUGGAGACAUGUUAGUGGAGGAGUGGCGGAGGGAGUUUUGGGCCAUCUCUGCCCAGGGGAUGAGAGCCGCACACUCCCCCGGCCGGUCCUGGCAAUAGGCCCACAGAAACCUACCCACAUCCUGGUUUACUCUCUCCACCUGCCCAUUACUCUCGGGGUGAAACCCUAAGGCCAGGCUGACCGAGACACCCAAACGUUCCAUGAACGCCCUCCAGACCCUCGAUGUGAACUGGGGACCCUGAUCAGACACUAUAUCCUCAGGCACCCGUAGUGCCGGAAGACGUGGGUAAACAGAGCCUCCGCAGUCUGUAGGGCCGUAGGGAGACCGGGCAAAGGAAGGAGAUGGCAGGACUUAGAAAACCAAUCCACAACGACCAGGAUCGUGGUGUUACCUUGUGACGGAGGAAGAUCCGUCACGAAGUCCACCGAUAGGUGUGACCACGGCCGUUGUGGAACGGGUAGGGGUUGUAAUUUCCCUCUGGGUAGGUGUCUAGGUGCCUUGCACUGGGCGCAAACCGAGCAGGAGGAAACAUAAACCCUCACGUCCUUAGCUAAAGUGGGCCACCAGUACUUCCCACUAAGACAGCGCACUGUCCGACCGAUGCCAGGAUGACCAGAGGAGGGUGAUGUGUGAGCCCAACAGAUCAAUCAAUCGCGGACAUCAAACGGAACGUACAGACGCCCAACCGGACACUGGGUGGGAGUGGGCUCCGUACGUAACGCCCGCUUGAUGUCCGCGUCAACCUCCCAUACCACCAGUGCCACCAGGCAAGAAGUAUGGGAGUGGGAUCCGUGGACCACUCCUCUGUGUCAUACAACCGGGACAGUGCGUCUGCCUUAGCGUUCUGGGAACCUGGUCUGUAGGAUAGGGUGAAAACAAAACAGGUGAAAAACAUGGCCCACCUUGCCUGGCGAGGGUUCAGUCUCCUCGCCGCCCGGAUGUACUCCAGAUUGCGGUGAUCAGUCCAAAUGAGGAAAGGGUGUUUAGCCCCCUCAAGCCAAUGUCUCCACGCCUUCAGAGCCUUGACAACAGCUAACAGCUCCCGGUCCCCCACAUCAUAGUUUCGCUCCACCGGGCUGAGCUUCUUCAAAAAGAAAGCACAGGGGCGGAGCUUUGGUGGCGUACCCGAGCGCUGAGACAGCACAGCUCCUAUCCCAGCCUCGGACGCGUCCACCUCUAUGCACGAACUGUUCCGGAUGGGAAGCAUACUGACACCUUUAGAUGACUCCAAUACACAGCAGGGGAGCAGAGCAACAACCUACCAACCUCUUACUUUAUGUUUAAUCAACUGAUCUACUGAUGUCUCACUGUUGUGAGUAUUGAAACUCAAAUAGACUUUAUGAGGGUAAUAAUACAUCAAAUGCAGGAGAGAGAAAAUGUUACUGUCAAUGCUUGUCAACUAUACUCACUGUCCACUGUACAUUUUAUUUUGUUUCUUAAACUACUGGUAUUUUCAUUCGAAAAGUUAGAUGGCUAAAGGGGCAACUUCCAAAAGGCCUUGACUCUCUUCCCUGAGUCAGAGUGCUCUCAAUGUGAGAGGGUCAUAGCUCAAUUAGCCCUUACGUGCUUGAGUGUCCUGUUACAUCUAUAAAUAAUAGAUUGACAAAUGUUUAGUCAUCCCAUAAGCAGUUUGUCUGUAAGGUUUCAAAGAAAGAGCAUGACCAAUGGCACUACCUAAUUUGGCCACAUGCUUAAGCAAAGGUCACAGGUUUAGCACAAUCAAAGAUUUAUAUUGUGUUGCCACAUUGCCACUGCUGUUAUUCCUCUUAAGGUGAAACCUCUUCAGCUAAACCUCCGGUAUUGAUGAAGUGUAUCCCUUAAAUCAACAUAAAUGAAAACAGUGUUCACUUAUUCUUUGAUUCACAGCCAACAGUUAUGUACACAGUUUGAUUAAAUGGGCAUUUGAUUUGUUUAUGAAUAAUUUAUAAAAUCACCCUAUUGGUCAUUAAUGGCAUAAUGCUCAAUGAUCUGUAAACAAAUGGACCCUUUUCACUGGAUCAGUAUCCUGUCUAUUGUGUAACCCUUACACAACCUCUGGGAUGUAUUAUAUCUCCUGUUCUUCUCCCCUGGGGAGGUAAUUGGACACCCCGUCUCUCUCCUCCUGGAGGACCUCUGUCGUCUCUCACUGCGCCGUGUGUGUGUGUUAGUGUGUGUGAGAUUCACACUCAGGCCUUGGGAGGAGACCCCUCAGACACAAGGCACCGGUGACGUGGUUCUCUGACAAGAGGGAUGGUCUCAUUGGGCUUUUGUGGCAUCUGCCCUUCGACUAUAAAUCAAAGGCGAGAGAAAAAGGCUCAGAGGCAAAAGCAGAGGAUGGGCGCGGCCCUCCCCUGAUGGGCUAAAGCUCUAACGUCUUUCUGCUCCUAACAUCUUCACAUUUCAAUAUAUAGAGGAAAUCAGGGUUAAAGCAGAGUUAGGGUUAUCAUUUGACUAUUAGGUAUAAACCGAUUAAUAUGCAGAUGUGUAAAUAGCCAACUCUUACAUUCUAAAUCCAACAAUCAUUAUGCAAAAGUCUGAUUGUAAAGUGAUCAUUGUUCCUACAUGCAAAGUGAAUGAAAAUGUGCCGAUUCUGAAUGGGAAUGUGACAGCUGUUGAAAGCGGAACAUCAUGUCUUGUCAUCUGGUAGCUCCUUAUGUAAGACAGAGUCUGAGGAGGCGUGGCAUUAAUGUGCUUUGCUACUUCAGUGGUAGGAGCUAUGUCUUCAAGCACUUAGCUGCGGGUUGAAUUGAGUUACAUUUCCCAUGUGGGAGCUUACGCCUGUGUCAUUUGUAAAAUAAACAGCCAUGUCUUAAGAUAGAAACUCUGGCAAUGCUUGGUUUGCUUCUCAGUAAGCUGAGUCUGGAAACUGGCAUUUCACAAACCUGACCCCAGCAACUUUAUGAGAGGGUUGUGUUGGAGGUUGACUAACAUCUGAAUGUCUCUCUCUCUCCCCCUCUCUCUCCCGCUCUCCCUCAGGAGGAGACCCUUGCGCGUUGUCGUGAGGACGAAGAGAAGCGCAGAGAGAUCACCACUCACUUCCAGAGCACGCUGACAGACAUCCAGGCUCAGAUCGAGCAGCACAGUAACCGCAACAACAAGCUGUGUUCGGAGAACACCAACCUGGCAGACAAACUCAAACACAUCAUCAGCCAGUACGAGCAGAGAGAGGAGGUACACUACAGGGACACGUAACCUCACUGUUACAUGUCUGUAUAUCUGUACACCCCCAUCCCUGGCCUACUAACCCCAUGCAUGCAGGCUCCAGUCACAGUCAUUUUCUCCAGUCUGCUGAUUGCUCAUACAGGAGUAAUAAAGGCUAGUGCACACAUUUAAAAACACACAGACACAUAUAUAUAUAUGUGUGUGUGUAUAGAUGUAUGUGUGUGUAUAUGUGUGUGUGUGUGUAUAUAUAUGUGUGUGUGUAUAUAUAUAUAUAUAUAUAUAUGUGUGUGUGUAUAUAUAUAUAUAUAUAUACACACACACACACAUAUAUACACACACACACACAUAUACACACACAUACAUCUAUACACACACACAUAUAUAUAUAUAUAUAUAUACACACACACACACACACACACAUAUACAUACACAUGGGGGGCCAGUAUGUAAAAUGUAUCCACUCACUAACUGUAAGUCGCUGAGUGUCUGCUAAAUGACAAAAAAUCUGCUGAUUUUGUACGUUUGCCCACUGACAAAGACAUGAUCAGUCUAUAAUUUUAAUGGUAGGUUUAUUUGAACAGUGAGAGACAGAAUAACAACAAAAAAACUUAGCAGUCCAUAGGGAAAUGCUGGAAUUUAACAUGGAAACAUGAUCUGUUCGAUGGUCAUGGACUAGUUUGCAGACAAAUCAAUGGACCAGCUGACAUUCCUGUGUUUAGUGGGUGUGACUACAAGGGAAAAUUGAUGCAGUUAAUUAGUGUAAGAUAAGAUAAGAUAUACACUAUACAGUUGAAGUCGGAAGUUUACAUACACUUACAGUGAGGGAAAAAAGUAUUUGAUACCCUGCUGAUUUUGUACAUUUGCCCACUGACAAAGAAAUGAUCAGUCUAUAACAUUAAUGGUAGGUUUAUUUGAACAGUGAGAGACAGAAUAACAACAAAAAAAUCCAGAGAAACGCAUGUCAAAAAUGUUAUAAAUUGAUUUGCAUUUUAAUAUAGGAAAUAAGUAUUUGACCCCCUCUCAAUCAGAAAGAUUUCUGGCUCCCAGGUGUCUUUUAUACAGGUAACGAGCUGAGAUUAGGAGCACACUCUUAAAGGGAGUGCUCCUAAUCUCAGUUUGUUACCUGUAUAAAAGACACCUGUCCACAGAAGCAAUCAAUCAAUCAGAUUCCAAACUCUCCACCAUGGCCAAGACCAAAGAGCUCUCCAAGGAUGUCAGGGACAAGAUUGUAGACCUACACAAGGCUGGAAUGGGCUACAAGACCAUCACCAAGCAGCUUGGUGAGAAGGUGACAACAGUUGGUGCGAUUAUUCGCAAAUGGAAGAAAGACAAAAUAACUGUCAAUCUCCCUCGGCCUGGGGCUCCAUGCAAGAUCUCACCUCGUGGAGUUGCAAUGAUAAUGAGAACGGUGAGGAAUCAGCCCAGAACUACACGGGAGGAUCUUGUCAAUGAUCUCAAGGCAGCUGGGACCAUAGUCACCAAGAAAACAAUUGGUAACACAUUACGCCGUGAAGGACUGAAAUCCUGCAGCGCCCGCAAGGUCCCCCUGCUCAAGAAAGCACAUAUACAGGCCCGUCUGAAGUUUGUCAAUGAACAUCUGAAUGAUUCAGAGGAGAACUGGGUGAAAGUGUUGUGGUCAGAUGAGACCAAAAUCGAGCUCUUUGGCAUCAACUCAACUCGCCGUGUUUGGAGGAGGAGGAGGAAUGCUGCCUAUGACCCCAAGAACACCAUCCCCACCGUCAAACAUGGAGGUGGAAACAUUAUGCUUUGGGGAUGUUUUUCUGCUAAGGGGACAGGACAACUUCACCGCAUCAAAGGGACGAUGGACGGGGCCAUGUACUGUAAAAUCUUGGGUGAGAACCUCCUUCCCUCAGCCAGGGCAUUGAAAAUGGGUCGUGGAUGGGUAUUCCAGUAUGACAAUGACCCAAAACACACGGCCAAGGCAACAAAGGAGUGGCUCAAGAAGAAGCACAUUAAGGUCCUGGAGUGGCCUAGCCAGUCUCCAGACCUUAAUCCCAUAGAAAAUCUGUGGAGGGAGCUGAAGGUUUGAGUUGCCAAACAUCAGGCUCGAAACCUUAAUGACUUGGAGAAGAUCUGCAAAGAGGAGUGGGACAAAAUUCCUCCUGAGAUGUGUGCAAACCUGGUGGCCAACUACAAGAAACGUCUGACCUCUGUGAUUGCCAACAAGGGUUUUGCCACCAAGUACUAAGUCAUGUUUUGCAGAGGGGUCAAAUACUUAUUUCCCUCAUUAAAAUGCAAAUCAAUUUAUAACAUUUUUUACAUGCAUCUUUCUGGAUUUUUUUGUUUGUUAUUCUGUCUCUCACUGUUCAAAUAAGCCUACCAUUAAAAUUAUAGACUGAUCAUGUCUUUGUCAGUGGGCAAACGUACAAAAUCAGCAGGGGAUCAAAUACUUUUUUCCCUCACUAUAUAUAUAUAUAUAUAUAUAUAUAUAUAUAUAUAUACACAUAUAUAUACACACACACACACACAUAUAUACACACACAUACAUACACACAUACAUACACACAUACAUACAUACAUACAGUGAGGGAAAUAAAGAUUUGAUCCCCUGCUGAUUUUGUACGUUUGUCCACUGACAAAGAAAUGAUCAGUCUAUAAUUUUAAUGGUAGGUUUAUUUGAACAGUGAGAGACAGAAUAACAACAACAAAAUCCAGAAAAGCACAUGUCAAAAAUGUUAUAAAUUGAUUUGCAUUUUAAUGAGGGAAAUAAGUAUUUGACCCCCUCUCAAUCAGAAAGAUUUCUGGCUCCCAGGUGUCUUUUAUACAGGUAACGAGCUGAGAUUAGGAGCACACUCUUAAAGGGAGUGCUCCUAAUCUCAGUUUGUUACCUGUAUAAAAGACACCUGUCCACAGAAGCAAUCAAUCAAUCAGAUUCCAAACUCUCCACCAUGGCCAAGACCAAAGAGCUCUCCAAGGAUGUCAGGGACAAGAUUGUAGACCUACACAAGGCUGGAAUGGGCUACACGACCAUCGCCAAGCAGCUUGGUGAGAAGGUGACAACAGUUGGUGUGAUUAUUCGCAAAUGGAAGAAACACAAAAUAACUGUCAAUCUCCCUCGGCCUGGGGCUCCAUGCAAGAUCUCACCUUGUGGAGUUGCAAUGAUCAUGAGAACGGUGAGGAAUCAUCCCAGAACUACACGGGAGGAUCUUGUCAAUGAUCUCAAGGCAGCUGGGACCAUAGUCACCAAGAAAACAAUUGGUAACACUACGCCGUGAAGGACUGAAAUCCUGCAGCGCCCGCAAGGUCCUCCUGCUCAAGAAAGCACAUUUACACGCCCGUCUGAAGUUUGCCAAUGAACAUCUGAAUGAUUCCUGCAUCAAAGGGACGAUGGACGGGGCCAUGUACCGUCAAAUCUUGGAUGAGAACCUCCUUCCCUCAGCCAGGGCAUUGAAAAUGGGUCGUGGAUGGGUAUUCCAGAAUGAAUAUGACCCAAAACACAUGGCCAAGGCAACAAAGGAGUGGCUCAAGAAGAAGCACAUUAAGGUCCUGGAGUGGCCUAGCCAGUCUCCAGACCUUAAUCCCAUAGAAAAUCUGUGGAGGGAGCUGAAGGUUCGAGUUGCCAAACGUCAGCCUCGAAACCUUAAUGACUUGGAGAAGGUCUGCAAAGAGGAGUGAGACAAAAUCCCUCCUGAGAUGUGUGCAAACCUCGUGGCCAACUACAAGAAACGUCUGACCUCUGUGAUUGACAACAAGGGUUUUUUGUUGUUGUUAUUCUGUCUCUCACUGUUCAAAUAAACCUACCAUUAAAAUGAUAGACUGAUCAUGUCUUUGUCAGUGGGCAAACGUACAAAAUCAGCAGGGGAUCAAAUACUUUUUUCCCCUCACUGUAUAUACACACACACACACACACACACACACACACACAUAUACACACAUAUACAUAUAUAAUAUAUACAUACACAUUACAUACACAUUAUAUAUAUAUAUAUAUAUAUAUAUAUAUAUAUAUAUAUAUAUAUAUAUAUAUAUAUAUAUUAUAUAUAUAUACACACACACACACACACACACACACACACACAUAUAUAUAUACACAUAUAUAUACACAUAUAUAUAUAUAUAUACACACACACACAGUAUGCAGCACCCUUACUUCCAGCGACUAUUUAAGGUUGAAUCUCGCUCAUGUCAUAUACAGUAUAAUCACACAACAUCAGGGAAAGGACAAGCCUGAAGUGACACACGAAAGCCAGGAUCUGUCACGCAGUUGGUUGCCACUGAGGCUGCUGGUGCUGCUGCUCACACAGCUGGGACUGGUGUGUAAAAACCAUCAUAGAUGAUUUAAAUGUCAUAUUUCUUUGUUGUCGUUUUUUAGUGGUGGAGUUUCUAAUAAUUUGUCUCAAGUGCCAUCUGCUGGUUGUAGUCAGUAUAAACACUUAAGAGGCAGCGUGCCAGAAAGAGAGAUGUGAUUAUUUGACAUCCAAAUAACAUCUAAUGUGUCCUAUUAAAAUAAGUGAUUAGAACCACACAUUGCAAUGAUGAACAAGCCAUUCUGACAUCAGCAGUUGCAUAAAAUGGACACAAGUUGACAUUUGAUAGUUGGCUAAAUGCUGAGAUGGAUUCAUUUCCAGAUGGACAUGAAUUAAAUGUUCUCCGUUUCGCAGAGAAAUUGUUUAUGCAUAUUGCUAUUUGCCAUAGUAAAGAAAAUACACUGAACAAAAAUAUAAAACGCAACAUGUAAAGUGUUGUUUCCAUGUUUCAUGAGCUGAAAUAAAUCCCAGCAAUUUUCCAUACGCACAAAAAGCUUAUUUCUUAUUUAUAUCCCUGUUAGUGAGCAUUUCUCCGUUGCCAAAAUAAUCCAUCCACCUGACAGGUGUGGCAUAUCAAGAAGCUGAUUAAACGGCAUGAUCAUUACACAGGUGCACCUUGUGCUAUGAACAAUAAAAGGCCACUCUAAAAUGUGCAGUUUUGUCACACAACACAAUGCCACAGAUGUCUCAAGUUUUGAGGGAGUGUGCAAUUGGCAUUCUGACUGCAAGAAUGUCCACCAGCGCUGUUGCCAGAUAAUUUAAUGUUCAUUUCUCUACCCUAAGCUGCCUCUAAUGUUGUUUUAGAGAAUUUGGCAGUACGUCCAUCCGGCCUCACACCGCAGUUUAGGGUAGACAUUACUUUAAAACAAUUUAAUAAGGCUUUUGCAUUUGCCCUGCUGUUAAUUGUGAAACAGUAAUUCAAGUCCCAGGUUUUUAUUAGUCCUCCACCCACUAUUUUGUCUGUUCUCUCAGGCAUCAUAAAAAGUGUCUGAACUUUCCAAUGAAAUACUGUGCGCAAACAACAAUGGCCUUAAUUACUUUUCAAGGCACACGUUUAUGACAAUUUCUCAUAGACAAACAGGAUGGCAGUGGUGGUUUUAACAAGAUAGAAAGUGUGAGAAAUGUAUCCUAACUGAUGGAGUCAUAACCUGUACAGAAUGUCUUAGAAGCCCUUCUCAAACCAAAGUGUCUAAUCUAGUGUGUCAUCUCACCUUGUCUAUCACUCAGAGCUUGGAGAAGAUCUUCAAGCACCGCGACCUGCAGCAGAAGCUGUCUGAUACCAAACUGGAGCAAGCUAAUGCACAGCUGCAGGAGGCCGAGGAGAAGCACAAGAGAGAGAAAGAAUACGUGAGUCACUAUACUUACAUUUUUAGUCAUUUAGCAGACGAGCGACUUCCAGUAGUGAGUGCAUAUAUUUUCAGACUUUUUCCAUACUGGUCCCCCGUGGGAAUCGAACCCACAACGCUGGUGUUUCAAGUGCAAUGAUCUACCAACUGAGCCACACGGGACCGCAACUUUUACUGACCUUACCCACAAAGUACUGUAAAGUAAUGUAAAUACAGUUGCCUUUAAUACUGUUUAUUCUGGUGUACCUUUAAGUUUAAAAACAAUGUCUUAUUGUGCAUGUGAUGCUCACAGAAAUGAGUAUUGUAACCAUCCACUGUCUCUGUUGUUAGCUGCUUAGGGAGGCAAUUGACAAAACAAAGAAAUGCUACACUUUGAAGGAGCAAGAGUUGCAGUUGAAGAAAAAGGUAAAUUUGUGCUUUACGUGUGUUUUGUUUUUAACCAGUUACUGGUACAUGCAGCUGAGUGGAAACUACAAGCUAAACUUCUGAGAGAGCAAGAGACAGUCAUGCAGGCUCAGGUGAAUAUAUCCAAUGUGGUGCCAAACACCCUUAUUCAAUACAUUUCUUUCAGGGCCAAGCCUAUGAAAGGCAAGCCCAAUCCUACCGUUAAGGUUCUCUGGAUUGCUCCAUGUGUGUUAAAGACAACUAGAAUUUCAGUAGUUACUGUAUUUCAUUCAUUGGGAUCUAUAGUAAAGCUUUUCAAUAUCCUCACAAUGGCAAAAGUGACCAUCUGAUUUGAGAGAAAUCCCAAAUCAGAUUCUCCUCUCUCAUAACUAACUAUGCUAUAUGGCUUGAUGUACCUAGUACUUGAUAUUAAAGGAACAUCUGUCAGCUUGCUGUACUGUACAGAGCAGCCAUUAUUCCCAUGAUAGCAGCAGGCAAGAGCAACUCCCUCUCCCUGAAUCAGCAGGAUGACACACAGCAUCAUGGGAAUACUAAAAAAAGUGAUGCAAGUGAUGCAAUGCCACAGUUAUUUUUUUCUGUUGGAACAUUGAAUACAUACUCCAGUACCAUUGAUCAUUCGAUUGUAAAAUUAUGAUAAAAUUACAAUUGCUAUGUUUAUUGGAUGUGGUGCAAUCAUUGUAUGGGUGCAAGAAAAUUAUACAAUUAAAUUAGUUGGUCUGACGCACACAAAGAUAAAUGCUUUCACGCUGGAUUCAUAAAUUAUCGCUGCCAGUUUAUAUGGUUCUAAAUAAUUGCAGCGAAACCUUGCCAUUAUUUAAAGCCUUGUGUUUUCUCAGUAGAAACAUUAGCCUGGCUCCCAAAUGACAAAGUAAUAAUAAAACAAAUUAUGUUAAUACUGCAUUUCAGUACCUAUAUGAUUCAUCAUGUAUUUGUACCAGGCCAUGUCAUAUUUCCAAUCCAAUUAACUGGGAAUGUCAACCUUAUUUCUCUCUACAAUAACAGGCAUAGAUUUAGAUCAUACAAGGAAACGGCCGAAGCAGCGCAGCCAGCAAUAAAAAUCUAUUAGAAAGACUUGAGGCAGAAACUGAUCUGUAUCAAGUGAGCUUUUCUGAAAUACAAAACAUAAUCAAGCAAAAAGCCUUUCCUAUUUUAUAGAGCAUGUCAAAGCAGUUGUUUUGCUUUUGUGUCAAACCAGUAACUCUCAAAUGAAGACAGUUGAUCUCAACGGGGUGGCUAGCAGAGAGACAUGUUUGAAUAUGGGAGACUGGCUGUGUGUUAGAUGCGGUUUCCCCUGAAGGCGUCGGGAGAUCAGCCUGUUAACUCUAGCUGGACCGACUGCCUCUGAAACAUUUAUAGAGCCGCUCAUUAACGUAGCUCUGCCAACACUGAGGAGAGGACUGCUAAAGGGAAGCCCAGGGAGGCUGAGGCCGCCUGGCCAGCUGAAUGUAGAGCACACACACCGAGGGCCCUAGGACUUGGAAUGUAAUGCUCUGCAAUUAGGCCCUGAAGCAAUGAAGAAACCAGGCAAGGCAUCCCAACAAUGAGUGGCCUUGUUUGUCAGGGAAAAUAUACACAGUGAAAAUUUGAGUCAGUCAGCCAGCUCAUGAAUGACCAAAUGUUUGAUGAACCCCACUGGCUCUUCCCCUCACCUCAUCUCAUCUCCCUCUAAAGUAUAGCAAAUUUGUUUCUGGUGUCAUAUAUAGUUCAAAGCAUAGAUCUGAUUGUUCCUGAGGUGAAUAGAUGCAUAUGAAUGCUAAAUGUGAAGUCAACAUCCAUAUCUCCUGAAAUCAAUUUCUAGAGUUCUCUCCUGACUGUCCCUGUUUUUCUUCAGCUUGCUCUGUACUCCCAGAAGUUUGAAGAGUUCCAGACUACGUUGUCUAAGAGCAACGAUGUGUACGCCAGCUUCAAAAAUGAAAUGGAGAAGGUAUGUGGCAUCCGUUAAAAAAAAAAAAUCCUUCCUUUAAAUAUACUGUUUAUUUUUAGGGCCAAGUGCUUGAAGGUAAUAUAAGGUCUGCAUAACUCUGAAAUUAGAAAACAGCUAUAUUUUGGAGGGACUGUCUUCUAUAUUAAACAUAUUCAGAAUUAUGGUUACAUUUUCUGAUACGUUUUAACCCAACAAACAUUUUGCUUCAUAGAUGACAAAGAAGAUGAAAAAACUAGACAAAGAGUCUAAUGUUUGGAAGACCAGAUUUGAGAGCACUAACAAGGCUCUCUCUGAGAUGAUUGAAGAGGUAACUACUCAUCUAUAACACAUGCAAAAGUGUCAGCCUUUAUUCAAAUGCACUACAAGUUAGACUCUCUUUUCCCACAGAGGACUCUGAAGGAGAAUGAGUAUGAGAUGUUUGUCGUGAAGAUUGACAAGCUGGAGAGGCUCUGCCGAGCACUCCAGGACGAGAGGAAGAUCCUGUACUCGAAGAUCAAAGGCAUCCGCCAAACGCCUGACGCCACCGAGGGGACACCCAAGGAUGAGACACAGGAGGUGGCCACUGAACCAGUCCACAGCCUCAUGGACAUAGUUGAGGAGCCAGAGAUGACAGAGGAGAUGGCCCGUCUGAGGGCUGAGCAGAACAGGCUGGCGGAGUUCGCGGCCUCCCUACUGGCCCCGUCCACAGGAGACGAUGAUGACGAUGACUCUGACAGUGAGGAAGAGCCAGAGUCUACAGAACCUGCUGAGGCCCAGAAGAUCCCUGAACCAACACAGGCCCCAGCACAGGUAGUGGUAGAGACACCAGCACAGGCAGAGGAACCAGCACCAGCAUAUGCAGAGGCACCAGCACAGGCUACAGCACAAGUAGAGGCCCCAGCACAGGCAGAGAUGGCUGCACCAGUCCAACCAGAGACCCCAAAAGAGCCAGAGCCCGCCACCAAGAAGCAGACACCAAAGAAGAAUGCAAAUAAGACUAGCUGAACCGACGGAUGUGUCAUUUUGUGAGCGUUAGUACUGUAGUCCCUGUGCCUUGUUUAUGGUGGAGUUGAGAUAUCAAAUCCAGCUUGGUUUGUCUAUAUACUGUUGUAUCUGAAGUGGCGUGCAGUAGAAGUAUGUUUAAGUUGUAUAUCAGAUGAGGACAGAUAGAGUUUUACAGCAUAACCAAAGAAUAGGAAACAAGGUUAUUCAGGACAUUGCACCCUCAAAACUUUCCAAUGCCAAAUGUUGCCUUGCGCAAACAGCAUCAGAACAGCCACUGUCUUUUUUGACUUUUUCCAUCUGAACCCCUAUAAUGUAAAUUCAAUAAAUAUCUCAUUGUAGACUACGUAGACAUGCCUGUGCACUUUGGAAUGUAUUGCUUAGACCCAUCACUCUGUUUUACACAAUAAAUAAAAAUAAACACAUAUCAAACCUUAUAUGACCAAAUAUUGGAAGAUGGAUCCAUAUAUCUAGAUAAAGGCCUGAUAAUGCAUCUAAGUCCCUUUUUAUUUGGACCAUUGUAUUAUCUGUAUGAAUUGUUAACUAUUUGCUUAAAAGUUCUGGCCAGUCUUUCACAAUAAUUUAGAGAUGGAUCCUUACAGGAGUUUCCAUGGCAACACUCCCCCCAUCCAAGCAGUGCACAUUUCCUUUUUUAACACAAUCUGUAUCAGACAGUCUCUAUUCCCAGAGUGGGUUGUUCUGGCCUGGCCGUGGUCUGUCUGUGUUCUGGUGAAAUAACUGUUACACAAAGUCUCCUCCACCAAGGACACAACAGGACAUUAGACUGACAGGCACUGCAACUCCAUCUGCGGAUUCGUUGAGGACGGCACUAAUGUAUGAGUAAUAAUAGUACAGAGGCCCCUGGGUUUUUAAUAAAUACAGAUCAGUGUUGAGUGCCCCAGGGAAAACAAAUUAGACCUGCUACUGAUCCCUGUGAAUAUCAUGUUUAUGUUCUGGAUUGUUUUACUGGUUCAGCAGAUUGCACACCAAAUAUGGUAAACAAUUUCUACUGUUAUGAACUAGAGUAAAGGACAAAAGGACCUAGUUGUCACUUAAUGAAGAAACUGACAAAAGUUGGACUAAC
Molecule: messenger RNA, 22885 nt
Organism: Coregonus sp. 'balchen'
Lineage: Eukaryota; Metazoa; Chordata; Actinopteri; Salmoniformes; Salmonidae
Source: the annotation of a GenBank genome assembly